Messenger RNA from Chrysoperla carnea, 997 nucleotides. RefSeq names its product 40S ribosomal protein S4 (gene RpS4). The record is from RefSeq and is a predicted model, not a curated record. Gene Ontology annotation, biological process: translation. NCBI's taxonomy places the organism in Eukaryota, Metazoa, Arthropoda, Insecta, Neuroptera, Chrysopidae. Gene Ontology annotation, molecular function: RNA binding; structural constituent of ribosome. Gene Ontology annotation, cellular component: cytosolic small ribosomal subunit; ribosome. The coding region runs from base 140 to 925 and encodes 261 amino acids. The transcript is spliced from 5 exons.
AUUACUGAUAUAGAAGCUUGGACUAUUAGGUUCAAAUUCAAAAUAAGAUUGCAUUGGUAUGGUAGCUCACUCUAUUGAAAUGUUUGAAGAUUGUUAGUCGUGCAUCCGAUCCAUGUCUUUUCCGGUAUAAACUUUCAACAUGGCUCGUGGCCCAAAGAAGCAUUUGAAGCGUUUAAACGCACCAAAAGCAUGGAUGUUGGAUAAAUUGGGUGGUGUUUUUGCUCCACGACCAUCAACAGGACCUCACAAAUUACGUGAAUCCUUACCUCUCGUUAUAUUCCUUCGUAAUAGACUUAAAUAUGCUCUUACAAACUGUGAAGUUAAAAAAAUUGUCAUGCAACGAUUAAUUAAAGUCGAUGGAAAAGUACGCACAGAUCCAAAUUAUCCAGCUGGAUUUAUGGAUGUGGUAACCAUUGAUAAAACUGGAGAAUUUUUCCGUCUUAUUUAUGAUGUUAAAGGACGUUUCACCAUUCACAGAAUCACAGCUGAAGAAGCUAAGUACAAAUUAUGCAAAGUAAAACGUGUGCAAACUGGACCAAAAGGUAUUCCAUUCUUGGUAACACAUGAUGGACGAACAAUUCGUUACCCAGAUCCAGUAAUUAAAGUAAAUGAUACAAUUCAAUUAGACAUUGCCACUGGUAAAAUAAUGGACUCAAUCAAAUUUGAUUCUGGUAAUUUAUGUAUGAUAACUGGAGGUCGUAACUUGGGGCGUGUUGGUUCUGUUGUAAAUAGGGAACGUCAUCCUGGAUCAUUUGACAUUGUACAUGUUAAAGAUUCCCAAGGACAUACUUUUGCUACCAGGUUAAAUAAUGUAUUCAUCAUUGGUAAAGGAAGCAAAGCAUUCGUAUCACUUCCACGUGGUAAAGGUGUUAAAUUAUCAAUUGCUGAAGAAAGAGAUAAGAGAUUAGCGGCUAAGGCACAUUAAAAAUGAGUCUUAACGUAUUUUUUUCUUAUGUACGUUAUGUAUAAAAAAUAAAAAAAUCGAAAAAACAAUCAC